CACUGGCUAUGUAUGCCCUGCUGCUCUUCGAGAUUGAGACAGGUGCAGCAGCUGCAUCUAUCCUGGGCUCAGGCGCCCUGGUCCUGGUGGCGGUGAUGACUCACACCCUGCUCCGGGCUGUUCGGGCCACUCGCCAGGGUCUCCAUGAGCUGUCUCCACCGUCCUUUGAAGAUGAGCCGACCCGGCCUCCAGAAGACUCCAAAGCUGGCUGCAGGGCUCAGCACCAGCAGGGUACCCAUUGCCAGACCCUCUCUGCCCCCUCCCAGGAGUCUGGGGACCCCCCUGGGCUCAUGGCCACUGGUAUCACAUCCACAGUCCUGGGGAGAGCCAGUGAAUUCAGUCUGCCUGCUCCCCCCCAGCCUCAGACACAAUUGACUGGCAGGGGCCACUGGGACGGGGUCACUCACAAGAUGCAUAGCAUGCUGGGCCACAGACCACUGGACAUGGGAAACGAUGCUACGCUGGUGUGA
Cricetulus griseus (Chinese hamster) is the source of this 470-nucleotide messenger RNA. The record is from RefSeq and is a predicted model, not a curated record. Lineage: Eukaryota; Metazoa; Chordata; Mammalia; Rodentia; Cricetidae.